AUGAGUGGCCAAAAUUGUGGAACUUGUUCUGGAAGCAAUUCUUACGCCUGUGCCAGUCAAAAUCAGUAUGUACGCUGUGUCAAUAAUGCAGCUGUAAUGUCGAAAGUAUAUAACUGUGAUGGCGAUGAUGUGUGUAUUGUAGAAGCUCAAAUUAUUGGUUCUAUUUGCAUAUCCAAAUGCGCUGCCGAGUCCUUUAAUUCUUCUCCCACUUGCAGCAAUAGCAACUAUACAGCGGUAGUUCCAACAAUUCCGCCAACCACUGCACCGACCGCAGAUGAACUGAAGGCUGCCUGUGAUGUGGCUUCAGCUAGCUAUUCAACAUCAUUGUACUUCUAUGCCAUUUAUACGGCGGAUAGCACAUGCAAUAGCUAUCUAUAUUGCGAGAGAGCCAGUCUAACAGCGACCACAUCGAUUGCCUUUCGACUAAAUUGCCAAUCUUCAGCUUCCCCCUACUUUGACUCAUCCAGCGGCUCUUGUGUGAGCACUAAACCAAGCAAUUGCUGA
Molecule: messenger RNA, 504 nt
Organism: Drosophila willistoni
Lineage: Eukaryota; Metazoa; Arthropoda; Insecta; Diptera; Drosophilidae
Exons: 2
Coding region: 1-504 (167 amino acids)
Source: RefSeq, a predicted model, not a curated record